UUUGUGGCUUUAAAAAUUUAAAACAACAAUCUGAAAAGUGUGGUGUGCUUUAUUGGGUCAGAACUCUGGAUCACCUACUCUCACUGACAGGAGGGAUGGAACAUCAGCUUUGACUAGGCCAUUCUGCUGACCGGCCCAUAACCUCCACCAGUCUCAGGUGGACACAAACUGGACUCAGAGACAUGGAGGAAAUGAGGGACAGUGGACAGGAUGAAGACUCUAAAAAACAGGGACCUCACAGGCUUUUAUUUUGAAAGGUCUUUCCGUCAUGUAUUUGUGUACACUUGAUAUUCAGAAAACAGAAGAAAGCAGCUACUGUACACACUCUCUCUCUCUCACACACACACACACACACACACACACACACACACUCCCCCCUGCAGUGUUGGAGCUGCUGCAGAUUCUCUGCAUCGUCAGAAACCAGAGAGGAGCUGAGAUCCUCCGUCUGCUGCUUUUCUCCACAUUUACUUCAGUUUCCAGACCCGCUGCUGGAGCCGAACCUGUCGGAACCACCCGGACUCACCCGAACCUGCCGGACCCACUGGACCCCCUGCAGAGACACAAUGAGCCUCACCCUGCUGCUGGCUGUGGAGUGAACCAGGUGAGCCUCCAGAGAACGAUUUCUGCCUUCAGCUCCUCCUCACCAGACCACUUGACCAGUCCGAUGGCCACCAGUCCCAGUGGCGCCCCAGAAACCUGCAUGGCGGCCCGGCAGCAGCCGGAGGAGCCAACGAGCUCACAGCCAGACGGAGAGGCCGCCCCUCAGCCCGCCGCUGAAGAACAGCAAACAUCAGACGCUCCAGAGGGCCGAUCAAUAGAAAGAGAGAAAUCAGUCGACCACCUGACAGUAAUCAGUGAGAUCACAGAGACCAGUAACGGCGUCGCUCCUGUCAUGGCUGAAACGUCCCCCACAGUGUCCUCUGUGUCGCCCAAGUUUCACGCUAAGCCAGGCAGCCACAUUAAUGGUCGGCCUUGCUUGGGCAGCCGGUCCUGUUCGUUGGCGGCGGGCUCACCGAGACCCUCGCUCACACGCCAGCCCAGUGCCAUCACAGAGGUCACUGGGGACGGAUCGAAACCCAGGGACUACCUGAUCCUGGCCAUCCUGUCCUGCUUCUGCCCCUUGGUGCCCAUCAACAUCGUAGCCCUCACUUUCUCCGUGAUGUCUCGGAACAGUCUGCAGCAGGGCAACGUGGACGGAGCCCGCCGUUUGGGUCGCAACGCCUUGGUGCUGUCCGUCGUCUCCAUUUUAGGGGGAAUCGCUAUCAUCGCUGCAGCCGUCGCCUUCAACUGGGGACGGAUUUUAAAAUCCUGAUGACAUCUUCAGGACCAGAUCCAGACCAACGCAGCACUGUCUAGUCUCUGAAGCACUAUUGUUCCCAUCCACCUUCACCAGAUGGAAAAACUAUCGUACUUCUGUUCCAGCUUGUGGUUUUAUUUCUGCACGAUGAUGAGCAUGACCUGCCUGACGCUCUACCUCCAACACAACCAGCCAAUUCUGUCCCAACGCUGACCGACGGAUCCCUCUGUGGUUCCAGCUUCGCUCCCGAUCCAACGCUCUUCUCUCCCACCACCCUGGAAUCAGACGUUUGUCUCUGUGGAAGACGGAUUAUUGGUGUUGAAACAAACUGCUGGAUCUCAUGUUCUGAUGCCAAAAUGGUCUAAGCUGUUGUAAAACUGAGAGAUGCUGCUGCUAUGAAACUUUGAACUGGGGAUGGAUCAAGACUUUUACUGUGAAGGCAGGAAAGAAACGGACAACAAACUUUUGUCCGUUUGUUGACAAACGGACAAAAGUUUUUCCACCUUUCUCUGACCCAAACAUCAGGUUUCCUUCAGCCACUGCGUCCAGAACCGACUCAUGAUUCUGUUCUGGACUUCCAUCGGUUUCAUUAUCAGAGUCCAUGUUAAAUCAGAAGCACCUCUAAGUUUACAGCCAGUCAGAGGAAAUCAAAACUUCCCCAUAAAAUCAGCUGAAUUUAAGACUUCAGUGAGCUUCUUGUCACUGGAGUUCAGAGGUCCUGACAUCUGGACUCGGCCUUCAGGCUCCCUCAAGCUUCAUCAAACCUGAACAUUCGACGCACAGCCUGCAGCUGCAGCUCGUUCAUAGUCACACACACCUGAGGAAAACCCUCCCGCUUCAGUAAACCUCAUGAGGUCAUGAUGAGGUACGUGGGAUCCUUCAGCGAGGAGGAGCUGCUGCACCAGGAAGACCAGGAGUCCCAGGUCCGUCCUCCAGGGCCCGGCGUCCUGCACCUGUGAGCUCUUUCCCUGGUCCAACACACCUGGAUGGUUCAUCAGCAGAACCUCUGCAGAACUUUGUCAUGCCAGGAUGUUGAACCGGGGACAGAAGUAAAACAUGCAGGAAACCGGACCAGCAGGACCGGCUCUGCUGUGGAGGAGAGGAAGAGGAAGGUUCUUCAUCAGUAAUCAGAAACGUUCAGCUGGAUUGAAGCUGGAAAGUUUGACUGAUUCCUGCGAAAGCAGCAGAUGUCAGAUGGUGAAGCUGAGAAAACCCGAGAAGGCCUGGUGUCCUGACGUCGGACCUCAGGUUCACUCCAGUCUGACCGGUGAAGGUCGACCUCUGAAACCGAUCCCGGGUCAGCCCCUCAGCCAUUCUUAAUGAUCCUGUCUGACCGCAGCGUCUCCGCUUACUGGACCUGAACCGAUGACUCGGAUCACAUUAUUCCCCGUCAUUCCCGGGACUUCUAUUCAUCUGGGAGCUUAGGUUACGUUUACUCGGCAUCUCCGGCUCUCUGGGCCUUUCUGAGGGGGAUCAGAGUGGAUCGGGUUCUGCUCCCAGAGUUGAGCUUCAUCUCAGAAACUCUGAGCCGUUUCCUCUUCCUGCAGGAACUCAAGGCUAACUGGAGUUUCAGGCCCAGAUGAGUCAGAACCAGCUCAGUCCGAACCCUUCCUUUAUGGUUUUCAUUUACAUUUGCAUCACAAUUUAGUAAAACAAUUCUAUAAAAUUUAAAGUUUCUAUUUGAUCAGCUCCAACUCCCCAAUAAAAAGUUUAAAGUUUAUUCUACAGCCGCCAGAGAAAAUGAACCGUUUCCAACUCCAGUUCCACUUUAUGAGGAUUUUUAAUCCAAAUAAUUGCUAUAAAUCAAAACCAGUAAAAAUUGAACAAAGCAUAGAAAUUGGCAGGGAGAGCUGGUAAAUUAGAUUUCUGGACCUGAAGCAGGAAGUUCAUAUCAGUGGUGGCAACACUUAUGCUAAUGUGCUAACAGCACAGCUAAGUGUUUGUUUAGCACUUUAGCGGUUUUCUAGAUUUGAACAGACUGACACGCUGUAGCUGCGCUAAUGUUCAUGAUUCGUGUUUUAGGAUUAGCGCUACAAACAUUUUAGCUAGCGUUGGUGACCAGUAGGCGGGACGGAUCCCAGGAACGGUGGACUGAGCUCAGCCUGACGUCUGGGUCCUUUCAGGCUCAUCUCCAGUUUUUCUCCCAUUCUGCUCCCAGCUGUUAGCGCUUCCUCUGAAAUGUUCUGAUGAUGCUGCAGCCCUGCAGGGCUUCUGGUGCCAAACUCUGUCUGUUCAUGUAAUAAUUCUGCAUGAUCACUACUGUGAAUUAUUCUUGCACACCAACGUUGCCAUGUUGCUAAUGGACUCCUGUUUGGACUAAGCCCAGAUGAACUUCGCUGUAACAGAACCAGAAUCUCGUAUCACCUGUGCAUGUUUACCGUAUUACUGAAUGCUUUACAUUGAACUGUAGCUUCACUCAGCAGCAGAGCCACCUGAGAAACUCUGUAAGUACCUGCGGUGUCCUGCUGGCUGAGCUCAGGUUGUUCUGUUCAACAUGAAAUCGGCUUCUGGUUACUUUGCUCCUUCUCAGCUUCUUGAUUUGUGCAACAGAAACCUGCAGGUUUGGUCUGCUAGAACCAAAUGAAAGGCUUUUACUUUCCAUGAGUUUCCUGUCUCAAUGGGCACUAUGGUUAUCUGAGUGGUACCACCGGUACCACCGGUACCACACCGCUGAGUGGAAACCAGGUGGCAGCGAGGAGCUCAGGAGGCAGAUGGUCCGUUACUGUUUGGGUGGAACAAGAAGAAACAAAGUGGUGAAGGAACAAAGUAACCUGGACCGCCAGAACCUUCUGCUGGUCCGAUCUGAAGAUGAUCAGAACCAUCACGUCCCCAGUCACCUUGUUCACGGCUCGACCCGCUCCGGCUCUGAUUGUAGCAUGCCUCUUUACUAACCACAUUAUGCAAGUGAAACGUCGAACGUGCAGCUUCCCUCGGUGUGAACGCUCUGGGUCUGUUUGGAACUCUCUGCUGCUUGUAUGCUAACAUUAUGCUAACAUUAUGCUAACAUUAUGCUAACAUUAUGCUAACAUUGUGACUGUAACAGGAACACCUCCCAUCUGCUGGCACAAGACGUGUAAAUAGAGAAACUGUUGGAGUUUUUAUUUGAACAGAAAAGUUUUUUCAUCAGAUGUUUUUAUUUCUGGGGAAUGAAAAGUCCAGACGAAGCUUUUAGGAACCAAGAGUUGGAUUUCUCUGUAACUUUUUAGCUAGCCUGCUGUCUGUCAGUUAUCAUUUGGUAGGAUCUCAAAACAGUUUGGCCUUGAACUAGGCCAUUACUAAUUAGCUUUUGCUGUAAGUGUUGGUGCUAAUUGGCCCUGGCUCUGAUUGGUUGGUAACUUGCCCAGAGUCUAACCGGUUAGUCCUGGUUCUGGAACCAGAUGGAUAUGAAGCGACAGGCUGAGGAGCUGCAGGUCAGUGAAACUAAAAGUUGUUUCCUUACUGAACUAAAGGUCCAAACCUGCUGCUGGACUUUUCAUUUCUGUUGAUUGAUGCUGAAUCGAUUCUAUCUGGUUUAGUUGAAUCUGUAUUUUAAUAUUUCUAUCCGUUUUGUAUUUAAUCUCUUGUUUCCUGUUCAGCUUUCGGUUCCAGCAUGAAGCUUCAUCACCGAUGCCGUCUGAGUCUCUGCAUGCCUUAAACUAACGGAUGAAUGAGUGAAUGAUGCUGACGUCUUCACUCUGAUGACAUUUCAGGAGAAUAAAUCCUUCAGCCUCGUUCAUCAGAAACAG
Messenger RNA from Poecilia latipinna (sailfin molly), 5022 nucleotides. RefSeq names its product proline-rich transmembrane protein 2. Gene Ontology annotation, cellular component: membrane. NCBI's taxonomy places the organism in Eukaryota, Metazoa, Chordata, Actinopteri, Cyprinodontiformes, Poeciliidae. The record is from RefSeq and is a predicted model, not a curated record. The transcript has 5 exons. Bases 269 to 1312 code for a protein of 347 amino acids.